CCUGACCACAGCAUGUACAACACGAAAUGUCGUCAUGACUCCUUCGUGGCUUCAACAACAGUUUUGGAGUCAAUUGUGUUGAAUGACGGCCUUCUUCCGUAAGCAUCUGUAAAUUUGUUCGAUAUAGCAGUUGCGUCGUUCCAAGUCCAAGGGACCAGUGAAGCCAUGAGUCUAACAAACGGAGCUGCCGAAAGCUCCUGCUGGGUGACACUGGUAACAAAGCCUUCAUACUUGCCGGGAGCUAUCGUACUGGCACACACUCUUGACCAGCACCAGUCGAAGCAUCCGUUCCUGAUACAAUACACUUCUUCGGUGGGCGACGAGGCUGUCAAGGCGCUCGAGGAGGAAAGCCGCAACUAUGGGCGAAUCAAGCUACAGAAAGUCGAACUUCUACUCCCACGAAAAGAUCAAGAGAACACAGGAAGUGUCGCUGAACGAUUCAAAGACACCUUCACUAAGCUCCGGGCAUUCGAGGUUUACAAGCUAGGAUAUACUAGAGCUGUUUUUCUCGACGCCGACAUGGCUGUAUUUCAGAACCCAGACGAGCUCUUUGAGAGCUAUCUUCCAGGCCGGGACUGGCUAGGUGCCAACCAUGCCUGUGUAUGCAACCUGGAUCAUGACUCUUGGGCUCCUCCAGAAUGGCAUAAGGGCAACUGUGCUUACACGCCGCUGACCCACCCUGAUGAUGUUGCGACACCCAUGACCCCUGAUAGUCGCCCAACCUACCACCUCCUCAACAGCGGCAUGUUGUUGUUCUAUCCAAGUGAAGACCUCUGGACCAGGAUGCUGCAUUAUUUCAAUACCACUGACCGACUGAAGACAUAUCAGUUUCCCGAUCAAGACUUCUUGGCGGACUUCUACGGUGAUAAAUGGUAUCCCUUGUCAUGGAAGUACAAUGCUCUCAAGACUAUGAGAUAUUGGCAUCCACGGAUCUGGUCUGACGAUAACUUGGUGGUUCUACACUAUAUCGUGGACAAGCCAUGGGAGAGACAAGUCAGCCCUAAGGGUGUUGCUGGACAUCUGGGACGAGAUGGAGAGACACAUCGCUGGUGGUGGAAUAUCUAUCACAAUUGGAGAAGACAAAGAGAAGAAAGCCACAACAGUCCCCUUGUACUUACAGCCAUGGACACACUCGUGGAUACCAAGGAGCCAUUUACAGAGGCUGUUCCACUGCCACAAGAUGUUGGGAAGCCGGAGGAUGUCCUACCAUAUCCAUGAAACUUGCCCUGUUCUCCUCAAAGCGUGACUGGUUCUAUAUGGACCGGUCUAUGUUUCUUCACAAAAGGAGAGAAGCACAAGCGACGAAGUUGUCCUUAGCCUGGAUCACGGCUGGCCUGGGUGGUGGAUGCUGCCUGUACCGAAAAGAAGACAACCUUGAUCUGGAUCAAUUUGGCCUAUCCUCUACAAUAUGGCACCAUUCACCUAGGCCCCUUCCAGACUCUACUGACAUCUUAUCGCUAUCCAGGUUCUAAUUUUGAGUCUACCUAGUAUUUGUCACUGUCUGCCUCCAUCAGCCUUGUUCCGCCUUGUCGAAUGAUGGACCGGUUCCCCUUCUUAACUGGACCAACUGUCCCAACCACUCACCCUCCUCACCGCCCACCUAAACACUGUCA
Molecule: messenger RNA, 1613 nt
Organism: Exophiala xenobiotica
Lineage: Eukaryota; Fungi; Ascomycota; Eurotiomycetes; Chaetothyriales; Herpotrichiellaceae
Exons: 1
Coding region: 166-1218 (350 amino acids)
Molecular function (GO): glycosyltransferase activity
Source: RefSeq, a predicted model, not a curated record